CUCAGUUGUGUCGUCGUCUGUGCAGUUCCAUGCGACCUCCGAGUAAGAAAGGGAAGCAUCUGUCCGGUAUGGGCGGAAAUGCGAUCCCUCUGGGCCGCAUGCGUACCUUCAACACCCCUACGCCGUCCCCUGACUCCGAACCAACCCCGAGGUCCGAGACUCCAAGACCGGCGGGGCCACCUCCUGUCGUGGGGGGCCGAGGCCGAGGCCUCACUAUGCCUGCUUGGAUGAAGAAGGCGCAACAGAGUGGUAGCGGGGAGUCCCCUGGUGGGCUCACUACUACUUCCAAUAACGAUUCGAGAGCCAGCAUUGACAGUAGUAGCAGGAGAGGAGAAGAGGGUCAUCGGAACGGGUCUAGAGGGUGGUCUAAUGAGGAACCCUCACGAGGCUUCAGCGACUCUGCUACUCGAGGAUGGGAUGACGAUUCGAGUCGUGGUGAUCGACGUGGUGAUAGGAGCCGAAGGGACCGGGAUCAUAGUCGGGACCAUCGUCGUGACAGGGAUAGAGACCGCAGCCACAGGAGAGAUAGGCGGGCCAGCAGUGAGAGCAGGUCACGCAGUAGGAGUCGUCGGGGCAGGAGGGAUGAUAGAGGUGACCGUAGGAGUGGCUACCCUACCAGCAGUCAGCCGUCCUUCGACCCAUCCUCUCGUAGAGGGGCAGUGUCUAUUGCCACUACUGUCGCCCAGCCUAUGGCUGCCACUACCCAACAGCCGAUGGGAGGAUACCCCCCUGCUGGACAGUAUCAUCAACAGCAGCAACAAGCGCCGGUACCGCCGUCUACAGCGACCGCCCCUACGUCCCUACCAAUGCCGUCGCAGCAGGCACCGUCUGCAGGGAAAGGCAACACCACGACUGGCUUCCAGAUGAAGUUGGGGGCCUCCCAGGGUCCCAAGAACUCCCUGGAUCCUGCUGUCUACCGUCCGGCUGGCCAGGCAUACAAUUCGACGGGGGCUCCUGCUGUUCCUGCUGUCACCCAACCAGCAGCAGCAGGUGGUAGCGAUGGGAGUGCCCCUCCUCAAAACGUGGACCCUCAGCAGUACUGGCAGAUGUACCAAUACUAUCAACAGUAUUAUCAACAAUACUAUCAGUACAUGCAGCAACAAGGCAUGACCCCGCCCGGAGGGGCUCCUCCCCCAGGGAAUGUCCACCCACCACCACCGUCGGGAGGUCCACAACAACAACAGUAGUAGUGAGGAUCGUCGCGGUAGUAGUAUGAUAUGAUCGUAGCUGUAGUAAGUGAGCGAAUGGCCACGACCAACUAGUACAGUUUUUCCCUAUCUCU
Molecule: messenger RNA, 1282 nt
Organism: Perkinsus marinus ATCC 50983
Lineage: Eukaryota; Perkinsozoa; Perkinsida; Perkinsidae
Product: splicing factor, arginine/serine-rich, putative
Exons: 1
Coding region: 30-1187 (385 amino acids)
Source: RefSeq, a predicted model, not a curated record